GAUCUGUACAAGGACAUUAUGAUGGAGGAUCACCAGGCCCUCAUAUCACCAGUUAAGGAAGAGAUAAGAACACCGGAGAGAUGUCCCAGUCCUCUUCUUCCACAGGAUGGUUCAGAAGAACUUGACAAUGUCCAACAGGAUGAUAUGGUAGAUGGAAAUAAGGAUGUUAAGAUGGAGGACGACCGGCCCCUCACAUCACCAGUUAAGGAAGAGACAAGAACACCGGAGAGAUGUCCCAGUCCUCUUCUUCCACAGGAUGGUUCAGAAGAACAUCACAAUGUCCCACAGGAUGAUCAGGUUGUGAAUCCUGGUGAAGAUCUGAACAUCAUAUAUGUUACAGAGACACAUGUGAGGGGUGAUGAGCAGAGUAUAGAGGACAUUCCUACUGAUAACCGCCCAGAUGACUGUACCACAAGCUCAAAGGAACACCUGAUAUCUUCAGAUUUUGCAGCAAAUGAUUGUGGUAUCACAGAGGACACAUUUUCAGAGCAUACAGCAUAUACACCCUCAGCCCAACAUAGCAACAAUCUAUCAUCUCAUCUUUUUCAAUGGGUCCGAUCUUUUACUUCAUCACAGACUGUUAAGCAAAGCAAACAAAGAAGUGAACAUCCAAGAACUCGCACAGGGGAGAAGCGUUAUUCAUGUUCAGAAUGUGGAGAAUGUUUUACUCAUAAAUCAAAUCUUGUUACACAUCAGAGAACUCAUACAGGAGAGAAGCCAUUUUCAUGUUCAGAAUGUGGGAAAUGUUUUAUCCAGAAAUCGGAUCUUGUUAGACAUCAGAAAAUUCACUCAGGGGUGAAGCCAUUUUCGUGUUCAGAAUGUGGGAAAUGUUUUAUCCAGAAAUCAGAUCUAGUUUCACAUCAGAGGGUUCACACAGGGGAGAAGCCGUUUUCAUGCUCAGAAUGUGGAAAAUGUUUUGCUUUCAGAUCGUCUUUAAUUGCGCAUCAAAUAACUCACACGGGGGAGAAGCCAUUUUUAUGUUCAGAAUGUGGGAAAUGUUUUACUCAUAAAUCAAAUCUUGUUUCACAUGAGAAAAUUCACACAGGGGUGAAACCACCAUAAAUCCACCAUAUGCAUCCGCUAUUUCACAUGAACAAACUCGUUAUCAAUUAUUAAUAAACAU
Bufo gargarizans (Asiatic toad) is the source of this 1123-nucleotide messenger RNA. RefSeq names its product oocyte zinc finger protein XlCOF6.1-like. Gene Ontology annotation, biological process: regulation of transcription by RNA polymerase II. The record is from RefSeq and is a predicted model, not a curated record. The coding region runs from base 19 to 1062 and encodes 347 amino acids. The transcript is spliced from 5 exons. Gene Ontology annotation, molecular function: DNA-binding transcription factor activity, RNA polymerase II-specific; RNA polymerase II cis-regulatory region sequence-specific DNA binding. NCBI's taxonomy places the organism in Eukaryota, Metazoa, Chordata, Amphibia, Anura, Bufonidae.